GGCUCAGGCAACAGCACCGCUACCUUUACACAUCUUCUCAAAUGUCCCGAGGCGGUCGAGGCGGUGGUCGCGGUGGGGGAAGGGGCGGUUUCAGAGGUGGAGGAGCAGGCAUGGGGGCCAACUCCAUGCCCCCGAUGGGUCUUAGCUUCGCCGAUAUACAAUCCUUGUCGCGAGAAGCGGAUUCACUCUAUCCUCCCAUAGAACCACUGCCUGCCCUUGCUGAGUACUCUGCUGCGGACAAGCGUAUUUGCGAUUUGCAAUUAGGGUUUGCGGCGCGCCUGAAGAAAUCACCGUAUUACAUCGUCGAGUCAGAGAAGGUCGAUGAUGUUCAACGAUAUUCCGACAAGUACCGCGACAGCAGCGCUUCUCGGCCUAUGCUCAAGAGAAAGGAUCUUCAUGCGCCGUUCUUCCCUCAGGAGAUCUUUGAGUGGUACUUCAACCCUAAGAAAAAGCGGAAGACUGCGAAGAAAGCCGCAGGCCAACGCGUAGAUCUGAACGAUUUGGGCGAGGACGAGGACCUAGAAAAGAGUGACGAAGGCUCAGACGCAGGGUCGCAAAUCGUAGAGUCAGACUAUGAUGUCGAUGAGGAAUACGACAAUGACUAUGCUGAGAACUACUUCGACAAUGGCGAGGGUGACGACAUGGAUGACCUCGGGGGAGGUGGAGGAGACGACGGAGGCGGUGGUGGUGACUAUGAUUAGUCUGGUCGUAGUCCCUAGGGAGGAAAAGAAGUCCUUGACUGUAUCGUGUCCAUGUACUUCUAUUUCACUGGUCUCGUCAUUUUAGCGAUUAUGACUCUUAUUAUGCCAUAAAUCUAAGAGUCUCGAACGCGAUGUUGUUCAUCGGUGCGCCCGUACUUUGAGGUUGAUUUUCGUCACGUGUUGGCAUAAAAGGACGCGUUCCACCGUUGUCAAUGUCUACUCCUAAAUCCAACCUCUACUUAUCCCCCACACGCUAAACUAUGUUCUCCGUUCUUUUCCUCAUCUACCUUUUCAUGGCGCCGGCCGCUGUCUCUGCGUGCGAAGGAGAAUGCAUCGUCAAGACCACCAACG
Messenger RNA from Coniophora puteana RWD-64-598 SS2, 1052 nucleotides. RefSeq lists its product as uncharacterized. The record is from RefSeq and is a predicted model, not a curated record. NCBI's taxonomy places the organism in Eukaryota, Fungi, Basidiomycota, Agaricomycetes, Boletales, Coniophoraceae. Gene Ontology annotation, biological process: transcription by RNA polymerase III. Gene Ontology annotation, cellular component: RNA polymerase III complex. The transcript is spliced from 6 exons. The coding region runs from base 42 to 701 and encodes 219 amino acids.